UGUGUAAUAACUGUUCAUAUACAGAAAUAUUGGAAUUCAAGGAGCAAGGUGGUGAUAAGGGAACUGUAACAAAACAAAAAAAGUUGCAUCAAAGAGAGGUAUGAAUGGCUAAUCAACAGCUGCUAUCCAAAAGCAGAAACGCGAGAAGGACGUGAACCAUGCAAAGCUUUGUUUGUUAUCUGCAUCCUAAUUUGCACCAGGUCCCAUUCACACAGACCUAGCCCUUUGCUUACUCUCUUGCAUUUACUACCAGUGGCAAAGCCCCAGAUUUAAGCUUUUCAUCAAUUGUGAUGGUAGAAAAGCAGGAAGUGAAGGUCUUUAAUCCGAAGACAACUGAAAUCAUUGUUCAACACCAAGUGGAAAUUUUGCAGAAACUUCCACAAGCAGGAUGGGCAGAAGAGGAUCCAAGAGAGAUUUUGCGUUCAGUUUUUGAAUGUGUUGAGAAAUCAUGUGAGAAAUUGAAGCAACAGAAGAUUGAUGUUUCCAGUAUUAAAGCAAUUGGAGUGAGCAAUCAGAGAGAAACAACAAUCUUAUGGGACAAAAAGACAGGACAACCGCUCUAUAAUGCAAUUUUGUGGCUUGAUCUCAGGACACAGUCAACUGUGGAAAAGCUGAUCAACAAUGCACCAAAUAAAGACAAAAAUAUUCUUCAGGAAAAAACUGGCCUACCAAUUAGCACCUAUUUCAGUGCUGUGAAAUUACGUUGGCUUCUAGAUAACGUGGAGAAAGUUAGGAAGGCUGUCGCAGAUGGUCGGGCUAUGUUUGGAACGGUUGAUUCUUGGCUUAUAUGGUGUUUGACAGGUGCACAUGAGGGUGGUGUUCAUUGUACAGAUGUGACCAAUGCUAGCAGAACUAUGCUGUUCAACAUCCAUACCUUGAAGUGGGAUCCUGAACUUUGUCAAUUCUUUGACAUUCCAAUGAGUAUUCUCCCAGAAGUGAGAAGUUCAUCAGAAAUUUACGGAUUAAUGAGAUGUGGGUCAUUAGCUCAAGUACCAAUUUCAGGUUGUUUAGGUGACCAACAUGCUGCUUUAGUUGGACAAAUGUGUUUUCAGCCGGGACAAUCAAAAAACACAUAUGGAACAGGUUGUUUCCUCCUUAGUAAUACAGGCGAGAAGCCUAUUAUAUCCAAACAUGGCCUUCUUACAACAUUAGCAUAUAAACUGGGCAAGAACAACCCUGCAAUCUAUGCACUAGAGGGAUCAGUUGCCAUAGGUGGUGCUUUGGUUCGCUGGCUUCGAGACAACCUUCAUAUCAUUACCACAGCAGAGGAAGUUGAGAAACUUGCUGCUUCUGUGGGUUCCUCCCAUGGUUGCUAUUUUGUGCCAGCAUUCUCAGGGUUAUACGCACCAUAUUGGGAUACUACUGCAAGAGGAAUAAUAUGUGGCAUUACCCAGUAUACAAAUAGAAAUCAUAUUGCAUUUGCUGCACUAGAAGCUGUUGCCUUUCAAACCCGUGAGCUUCUUGAGGCCAUGAAUAAAGAAUCUGGAAUCAAUCAGACCAGUCUCCAGGUGGAUGGAGGAAUGACUACUAACAAAAUAAUGAUGCAACUCCAAUCAGAUAUUCUUUGUAUACCAGUAGUAAAACCAGCUAUGGCAGAAACAACUGCUUUAGGUGCUGCUAUGGCAGCCGGUGCUGCAGAUGGUGUUGGCGUGUGGAGUCUAUCUCCUGAUGAUCUCUCAGCUGUAGCAUGGGAGACAUUUGAACCUCAGAUAGAACCUGCUGAAAGUAACCAACGUUUUGCUAAGUGGAAGCUAGCUGUUGAAAAAUCACGAGGCUGGGAAAAUACAGAAAAUGAUGGCAGUGGCACUGGAGAAUGCUGAUAGAAGCAACAUAACUGGAUAAAAAGAUACAGUGUAGUGCUUGAAAUGCUUGAGAAUUCUACAUUUAAAAAAUGAAUUACCAGCAUUAUUUCCUUAUUAAAAGUAUGCCUUGUGGUGUCUGGGCAUACAGCUUUAAUUGAAAGUGCCUUUUUCAGUAUGAUCACAACACAAUAAUAUAAGUACAUAUUUCAGAACACACAAAAAAUAAGUUAUUGAAAUAGGAAUUGCAAUGGAAAAUCAAAUGUGGUGAAGCAAAUUCAAAGAAACUCAUUAUGGAGUUACCAAAUGUACUGUCUAUUCUUUAACAUUCAGGAUUUGCAAUUUUGCACAUACAAACUGUGACUCUACUUCACUGACUGUUUUGGUGCCUGAUUCUUUCCAGAAGCUAUUGAUUAUAAUUGGAUUAAAUUGCAGCAGUAGAUUAUUUUCUUGAUUUGCUAAAGCACCCUUGCUGAAAAGGAUAAGGAAUAAGGAUAGCAUUAAAUGCCAGUUCAAUAAAAGGCCAGUUUGGAAGUAAGAAUAUGGAGAUACUCAGCAAUACCCACUUCCCACAAAUGAAUUUUUAAAAACUAGAUAGAAAGAUAGAAUGAGCAAGACAAAAGAAUAGUAUAGAUGCUGACUGUAAAAUUAAAGUAUAUCUUGAAAUUAUCUACAGGAUUAAUUUAAAGGCAGGAACAUGCUACCACAGUUACUUCUGAGACUAUUAAAAAGUAAUGUGAUUUGGAACAAAUUAAUUUUCUUUCAAAACGUCGAUAAAAAUCUUGUUAAUUGGCACAUAUAUAAUUAUUUCAAGUUAGUCUUUCUUAAUACAAAUUAAGCAUUUACUUUUGAGCAGAAUUGAAACAAUUUACUCAAUUGGGGGUUCUCAACUAGAUUUCUAUGGUAUGUAGGUUUCAAAGAAAAUCCUGUACAUCUUACAAAUAUCAAAAUCAUGCCAAUCAAAAUCCAAGUUGGGACAAAUGGCUGGGAUGCAUUUUCUAUGAAGGAAUGUCCAAUGAUUAUGUAUCAAAGCUGGCAGUUUCUCUGUAGUUGCACAGAUUUGGCUGAAGUGUAAAGAGAGAGCAUAAGGGAAGAGAGCAGAGGCAGUUGGUGUUGGAUACACAGACAGAGCGAUUGAUUGUGGGGCAUGUGUGGAUAUGGAACUUAAAACAUCAUGGCCAUGUUUGUAAAAUGGUUACUUAUGAUGUUUCAGAAGCAGAAAUUAGCAAAGGCUAAGCUUGUGCUGGAUGAUUAAAGCUAUUCCACAAAAUACCACAAUUUAUUUUAAGUGUGCAUGGAAUUUCUAUGUGCAACUGUGAUUUAACCCUGGUCAAGACAGACCUUGUCAUAAUUGCUGUGCAACUCAAUAGAUUCAGUCAUUGUUGCAGAUUUUGAAAUGUACUAUAUGACUUUAUAAUUCCAUAAGUGAAUUUGUAAGAGUGGGAGCAAUACAGUAGAUUAACUGUCUGCCCUGCAAUUGGAAAUUAAAAUUGUGAUCUGUCAUAUUUAUACAGUAUAUACAUUUUUGAAAAAUGCUUAUUUAGGUGCAAAGAACUUGCACAUUGGAAGGAUGAUUACAUGAGAUUUUUCUGGUUAGUCAGCAAAUGAAGAAGACAGAAUUGCAAUCCCAAAAAGGGAAAGACUGGAGGAUAACAGGUUGUAAAUAAAACAAAAAGUAAUAUAUAUUUUUAAUUUUUUAGAUUGAAAAAUAAUAAUUUCUUACAGGUGGAAUGUCUUAAUUCAGGGUUGGAGUUGAAUUGGGGGUAUAGGUGAUGUUCAGAAACACAAAGGUUUGAGGGACUCUGAACCAGAUAAUCCAAGUUAAUGACUUCUAAGUACUUGAGUGACUUUAAAAACAUGUUAACAACAAUCUGAUGGGUUUUAGAAAAUUGCACAUUUGGUUUCACCUUAUUUUCUCCAAACUUUAAUUAAAAGCAAUGGGAAAAGUCAUCAAAGUCUAUGCAAAGAGUUAAUUACCUUUUUUUUCAGGAUUCAGUCUUUUACUGUUAUAAACAGUUCAACAAACUAUAUUUGCAGGUCAUAUAAUGCCAGCAAAUUAGAAUUCUUUAAUCUCAACAGUGAACCUGAAAUCUAACAAAGACUCAAGAACAUUAAGUUAUAAUUAUGUGGUACAGAUUUAAUUUAUUUUGGAUUAUAGGACUUUUGAUCAAUUAUGGCAGAAGAUACAAUAAUAAUUGAUUUGUGAUGAAAUAUCAUACUUCUAAAAAUGCUCCCCACAAAGUGAAUAAAACAGUAAAUAUACAAAAUCUGAAAUACUUACCUGCUUCAAAACUUUACCUCUAACUGCAGGGAAUCAGAUAGCUCAUUUAGCUGGUUUGUGUUGAAGGGUGACAGCAACAGCAUGGGUUAAAUUCUCACAUCAGCUGAUGUCAUUGUGAAGGUUUCACUUUCUCCACCUCACCUAAGGUGACCCUCAGGUUAAACUCAUCACUGAUUGUCUCUUUCUAUGUGAGAGUAGCCCCGUGGACUUCUGGAAUAAUGACAAUUUUACCUUUACUUUUAUAUAUAACUGCACACUGCUGAAAAGCUUCAUGUUGGCAAUCAAUUGCACAGGUAAAAUUGUGUCUGAAUAAAAAUAUUAAAUAGCUGUUAGGCUGACACUGACUGAGCGGCCGUUUUAGAAUUCCAAUUGAAUCUGGAAUUGCCACAAACAGCAAAACCUAUGAGAACAAAGUAACUUUACUUCCUGCAGUCAUAAAGUAAUAGUGUAUGUGUUACCUAUAAAAUUAGUAUAGGUUUGAUGGGAAAAAUCCUUUGAUAUAUCUUGUCAGGUGCCAAAAAGGUAUGUGUCCUUUUCACCUCUCUGUGCUUCACGGUGCAAUUACAAAUCCAGUCAAACAGUAAGAUGCAUUUUUUUCUCAUUGUUUUUCAAACUUCUAGUGAGUGGUCAGAAGCUUCAAAUUUCAUCAACAGCAUUCUCAUGCCAGAACCCUAGCAUCACUUUAGAUUUAAAGAAUCCUGCUUGCUGGAAGUUGGAUCUUGGGAGAGUACAGUUCAUUAUAUAGUUAAAGAUUUACAUUUAGCCUUAUGACUUCACAACAAAUUAGAAAUGAAUUAAUCCAACUGAUGCUACUUCUCAGGAGUACAAGUUUGAUUUAAGAAUAUUUCAUUGAAUUUCCUUCUGGAAUUGCUUAAGCUACUAUAAAAUUAUCCAACAAUACCAGAGUCAGUACUCUACAUGCAUGAUAAGGUACUGUGCAACUGAGUCUCAUAAUUCAAGUGAACCUACAGUCAGGAUUAUCCAAUGAAUAUGGUAACUAUGAAUACAUAUGAAUGAUGCAGUGUUGAGAGGUGUGAAUUAGCAUGCUUUUUUCAAAACGCUUUAAAGGAAUGAAUAGAAUAGGGAUUACUCAAAACAAAAUAUUCAUUUAAAUUACCUAUUCUGAAAUAAACCUAAGUGAAAAUGGGGGAGAUUAAUUUUUAAAGAGGAAAAUGUAAUUAUUAGUUAAAAUAGUUACAUUGAUCUUAAAUGUUUAUUUGAGAUGCUGAUUUCAAUGUACAAAUAUUUUAUUUUAAGCUUGUAUUGAUUAAUUUCAUGAAAUAUUUAAUAAAAAUGUAGUUCUU
Molecule: messenger RNA, 5384 nt
Organism: Chiloscyllium plagiosum (whitespotted bambooshark)
Lineage: Eukaryota; Metazoa; Chordata; Chondrichthyes; Orectolobiformes; Hemiscylliidae
Product: glycerol kinase
Biological process (GO): glycerol metabolic process; phosphorylation; glycerol-3-phosphate biosynthetic process
Cellular component (GO): mitochondrion
Molecular function (GO): glycerol kinase activity
Source: RefSeq, a predicted model, not a curated record